CUGCGGCCCGCGGAGGCGGUAAGCGGUAUUAAGCAGUGCAUCUUUCCCUUAGAUCUCCACGGCUUGGAUCCAUCCAUGGUUCUUCUGGUACCUGCACGGGCUGUGCACACCCAUGAUCCUUCCGUGCAGGCGUUCGUACACCCUCCCCCGUAUAUCCCGGGCCCGUACACAGCACAGCGUCCAGCGGUAAAUCUUCCCUAUACCCCCAGUCUCAGCUGGUUCUGCGUCGGACAAAUUGCCCGAUAUGGCGUCGACCAGAUUAGCAUCAACAAAGUCCGUUUGAACUACCGACCCCCGCGAUCCAGUGCGGGCUAUGAUCUCCUCCGCGCCCUCAUCCCCUCUCUUUUCCAGCCGGACUUCUCUUGGGGCCUUGUCGACCCUCGCCUUUGGGCUACGAUUGUUCAAUUGUACGACCAGUUGCCACCCAUAUUCCAGACAUACGACAUUCCAUUGUCAGAUGAACACAUCCCCUUGCUUCAAUGCAUACAACCCACCCCAAACUUUGCGAUGGUUACACUGCUCGAGCUUCCCGGCUGCUCAGAGCUAUCAGACACGACAGUUGUGAAUCUGAAAUGUUUGCAUAACCUCUGUGCCCUUGACGUUAGUUCAACCGCGCUGUCGUCGUUUGGGAUCAAAGUCCUUUCUGAGACUGUAGGAAUCAGUGUGAUUUCGGACGCUGGAGAGACGGUGGUUCCGAAAGGUCCCUGGAGCCUUCGCAUUCUAAGGCUUCGACACUGCCGAGGGAUCGACGAUAAAAUCAAGGACUACCUCUUGCCCUUCGCAUUGCUCUGUGUUCUAGACUUGCGUGACACGAAAUGCCAUUCAGAUCACUUUUUUUCUCUCGCAUUCAAGCCUGCGACAUUCGAGAAGCAUUCCCUCUAUCAUCCCACUCCGCUGGUGGAAUCCGUCCGGGUUCUAUGUACACUGGCUGAUGAUGUCUUCUCAUCCGUGAACGUCUUCUCAUUACACAUCAACACUCUUUACCAUCCCGCUCGACGUGUGGUAUCUCCUGCUGCGUCGUAUGUCACCGAAAACACAUGUGUUACUUUUCCCCAAGGCAAGACGAAUUUUGUGCUGAGCUCGGCUCCGAAAGAGCCCCAGCUGACGGCUAAAAGACGAAGAAGAAGGCGAGUGUCGUCUGAUCCCGACGAACCGGAGAACAUCCUAGGCCGUCAUGGACUGGAAGACAUCCCAGACGACGACUAUGGACUGGAGGACAUCCCAGACGACUAUGGGCCGGGUGACUUGGCCGAGGAAGAGCUGUUUGCCCAUGCCUUGCAAGAGCGAGCCAAGUCUUUCUACCUUUCCAACAGACUUCCCGCUCCCAAGACUUUGCCCCGGAAAUAUGUGUAUCCAGCAGAGUCCUCGCUGUUGCCUUCGGCUGAAAGCGCGCAGCUGAUGCUCUAUAAAACUCUGCCACCCUGGCGUCUUCCUGAGAGGCCAGAACAGUCCCCAGCAACUCGUCCAGUCGCUGAGGCUGUGCUCGUGCUUUCCAAGGAAAAGAAAGCGGCCAUGGCUCGGUACAGUCAAGCGCUGGCAGAGAAACGACGCAAAAUAUCAGAUUCGGCAGCAGCCGAGCCUACAAAUCAGGCCGUGACGUCCGCUCCAUUGGCUCGAAAUCCUUUUAGACGAAAGAGUGAAGGAUCCACCGGAACGACUGACCUCCGACCCAUCUCCAGUUUCAAUCCGCCUCCUUUGCCUGACGGUAUGGACAGGCUGUCUAAAGACGCGGCCCGCAACAGAAAAGCGCGUGUCGGCGUGUCGGGUCGGGCUCUGUCGCGUGGGACUUCUGCUGCUUUUGAUUGGAAGAAGUGGGACUCGAAGAACUCGAAAUUGCAAGAUAAAUUGUAA
Mycena citricolor is the source of this 1851-nucleotide messenger RNA. Lineage: Eukaryota; Fungi; Basidiomycota; Agaricomycetes; Agaricales; Mycenaceae. The record is from the annotation of a GenBank genome assembly.